AUGCAAACGCUUUUUAACACUCUUACUAAACCGAUAUCCGAGCGGAAGAAAUUCGACAUAGUGUACCGUAAUAUGCGCGCCGAUUAUAAAGGACACGUGAUCUCGAAGGAUAUCGACAAUCUCGCGGAUCUCAAACAUUUCGGUAGGCGCCUAGAUGCAACGUAUUGGUAUAAAUUCCAAACACCCGCGAACGAUAGCAACCCCCGCGGUAAAGCUGCCCAAGUGAACGAGGUUUACACCGGGACUAAGCCUAAAUCGAAUCGUAAAAUAGAAUAUGAACCGCAGAAAACACGUCAUUACUUCAACUCGAAUUUACAAACGCGUAGUUCGGAUGAAAAGGUUAAAAAAAGCGGAAAUAACAAUAUACUGAAAUCAAACCAAUCCGGAUGGGAAACUUUGCUUAACAACUACCAGCCUCCCAAAGAGGGGUACUGUUUCAACUGCAGACUUAAAGGGCAUCAUGCCCGAGAUUGCGAAAGACCGAAACAUAAAUACUGCACCAGAUGUGGGUUUCACAAUGUGGAAACCACCACAUGCCCGUUCUGUGGAAAAAACGCCAUCAAGACUGUCCCCGAGGGCCGACAAGUCGAGCAUUAUUUUGAUACCAGUUAUGAGAUGAAUGAAAUUAUAAUCCACCCCGAAAAUGGUCAGAGGCCUUUCGUAGAAGUAUCCGUUUACGGAAACUCCCUAGUGGGUCUUCUUGAUAGUGGUGCUCAUUUAAGUAUACUGGGAAUUGGGGCACUGAAAUUGCUUGAAAAGUGUGAUUUACGUUUAUUUCCAUCAGAAGUGUCCUUAAAAACUGCCAAUGGUCAGGAAUUGGAAGUUAAAGGAACAGUGUACCUUCCAGUCACGUUUAAUGAAGAGACUAAGGUCAUUGAAACCUUAGUGGUCCCGUCGCUAAAAAGAAAAAUUUUAUUAGGAAUUAAUUUUUGGAAUAGUUUCCACAUUACCCCUACUAUUCAGAAAGCCAGAAUCGAAAGCAUCGAAGUGCACGAAGACGUAGAACCAGCAGAUCGACUGGCUAUGGAACACGAGGAGACUCUACUUAACGACGUACAAAAACUACAUCUCGAGAAAGUUAAAAAGAAAUUUAAAAUUGCAGGGGAAGAUACCUUAGAUACUACGGAUUGGGUCAGUCAUCGGAUUGAACUAACGGAGGAAGCCAAGAAACUUUCACCGGCUCGUAUAAAUCCAUUUCCAACUUCCCCGUCUAGGCAGCAACAAAUCAACGCUGAGCUAGACCGGAUGUUAAAGUCCAACAUAAUUGAAAAGUCAUAUAGUGACUGGGCACUGCGUCUUGUUCCCGUAGAUAAAUCGGAUGGACGAGGCCUCUAUCAAUUUACUAGAAUGCCCUUUGGGCUGGUAAAUAGUCCGGCUACACUGUCGCGUUUAAUGGAUAGAGUGCUCGGCGGUGGGGAAUUGGAACCUAAGGUAUUUGUAUAUCUGGAUGAUAUAAUUAUCGUCAGUGACACGUUCGAGGAACAUUUGGCGCUGCUUGAAGAGGUAGCCGCCCGACUCAGAGCAGCCAAUCUAUCAAUUAAUAUAUCUAAAUCACGUUUCUGUGUGACGGAAGUACCUUACCUUGGAUAUAUUUUGGGGCGUGGAGGUCUUCGACCAAAUCCAGAUCGUGUGUCUGCCAUCGUCAAUUAUGAGCGACCAGAAUCGCUUCGUGCGUUAAGAAGGUUUCUAGGGAUGUGUAACUACUAUAGGAGAUUUCUGGCUAACUAUAGUGAAGUUACACAACCCCUAACGGACUUACUUCGGAAUAAGCCUAAAAGAGUUCACUGGAACGAACAGGCAGAAGCAUCCUUCAUCAGCGUUAAAAAUCACCUGAUAAGCGCUCCCAUACUUACCAACCCCAAUUUUGCACUACCUUUUGCGAUCCAUUGCGAUGCCAGCUCUAAAAUCUAUAGAGAAAUUUAG
Molecule: messenger RNA, 1923 nt
Organism: Wyeomyia smithii (pitcher-plant mosquito)
Lineage: Eukaryota; Metazoa; Arthropoda; Insecta; Diptera; Culicidae
Exons: 3
Coding region: 1-1923 (640 amino acids)
Molecular function (GO): zinc ion binding; nucleic acid binding
Source: RefSeq, a predicted model, not a curated record